AUGUCGCUUCUGCUGGGGGGUUGGGUUUACCUGGCGACAGGGCUCGUUCUGCUGCUCUUCUCCGGCUCGCUCUACUGGCACUACAUUCGCCGCAAAGCCUCGAAUCCGGUCGCCUUCCUCGUCUUCUCGCUCACCCUCAGCACCGUCCUGCUUCUCUGUCUCCUCGUCCCCCUCGACAUCCUCAUCGUCAGCCAGCCGGUCGCCCUGACCUUGCCUCCGUCGCUGGCCGCCCCGCCAACGAGGGCUCGCUUUGAAGCACCUUCGCGCGAAGCGAGCGGCUUCCGCGUAAAGGCCGUCGAGGUAUACGCCGACGCGCCUCCGGAGGCCGCAGAGAGCCUCGGCGCGCCUUUGCGGCGGCUAGCGGGAGAGAACAGCCGCCGCGCCGCCACCGGGUUGCCUGUCUUGUCGCAGGCAGCUUCUGCGUCUCUCCCCUCCGUGCCGGCGGGAGGGGGCGACGACGCGCCCUCCUCUGUCUUGGCGCGCACCGUCGCGCUGCUUCAGGGAGGCGCCGCGAGAGACGCCGCGGCCUUCGGCCUCGCCACCGGCUCUGACCUGAUGCAGAAGUUGCAAAACAGCACUGAACUGCCUACGCUCAGCCUCGACGCGCUCACGCUCAAGCAGCUUUACCUCGCGCUCUUCUCCGUCCUCCUCUUCUUCACCUACCUCGCCUUGCCCUUCGCCUUCUUCUACAGCCGACACCUCCAGCGCGUCCAGAAGGGCAGAUACGGCGCGCGAGGGCAAGGCGUCGGCGAGCCCGUGCCGCCCUUCGCGAUCGCGUGUGCAGCGGCGCAGCAGACGCUGCUUUUCGCGGCGCUGCUUUUCCUUCUUUUGUUCCUGGCGCUCACGCAGCGUCCCGCCUUCCAGGCGUCGGCCGCCUCAGGGGCGUUUCCGGCCCUCGCCACUGCGAAGCGAGGUCUCGAGGCGGCCUCCGCGAGCGUCGACUACGUCUUGCGCUACACCGCGCUUCUCUUCGACUUAAACCACAGCGGCGCGGACUCUCUUCUCUUUGUCUUCUCCGCUCUACUUGCCUUCGGCCAGUUGGGAUGGGUCGUCGCGGGCGCGUACGGCCUCGCCGCGCUGCCCGUCCUGUGGCUCCGCGGCCGCAUGACACCGCAGCAGCAGCACCGCGAAGUCCAGCGCGAAAUCGCCGAGCUCCGCGAACAGCAGCGUCGGGUGCAAAGCAAGUACGUAGACGCGAGCGGCGGCGCUAAUCUGAAGGCGAUGAGCGACGUGGACCGAGCGAAGCUUCAGGAGCUUCAGGCGCAGCAGCAGCAGUUCACGCAAAGAAAGUACCGGCUGCAGGAAGAAGAGCAGCAGCAGGAGCAGUCCGGGUGUUUUUUAGUUUUGUAUCGAGCGGUGUUGCUUCCCUUCCGGUGGACUUUCGCGCUGGUGUUUUUCCUCUUCUCUCUGUUCGCCAUCGUCGCGCUGUUCCUCGCUCUCUUGCAGCGCCUCCAGUACUCGCGGUGUACGUACAGCUGCGGGUUCGUCCUCGACGACGACGCCACCGCGCAAGAAAACAGUGUCCUCUACAACCCGCUUGACGAGCUCCUUGUGCGACUUUCGCAGUAUUUUCCCGCCGAUCUCCUCCUCGUCGAGCUGUACAUGGGGCUUCUCUUUCUCUGUCUGCUCUACGGCCUCUUCUCCCUCCGCGUGCGCAUCUGCAAGAAAACCUUUUGCAAGCCGGUUCGCGCAGGCCGCACGCCGCCCGAGAGUUUGCUCGCCCUCUGUUUCUUACUCGUUCACUUUCUUCUUGCCGCCUCUCAGGCGCUUCUGUCGAUGUCUCCGCGAUACGCCUCCUUCGGAGCGCAGACUUUCGUGCCGCCGAACGGCAGUGACCCGAUUCCGUGUUCCCUCCAAGCUGCGACGACGGGCGGCGAAGAAGCUGCGUGCCGAAUGUCGUUCUUUGCUGCGGUCUUCUCUAGAGCUGCAAUCGCGUAUCCGUCCUUUGCGAAUUUCUUAUUCUUCUCUAGCUGGAUCUUCCUAGGCGUCUACGCUCUCUGUGUCUCUCACUGUCUGCUGACGCGCCGCAAGCAGCCGUAUCUCUCGGAUCGGUGGCUGGAGGAAGACGAGACUGCAGAAGAGUCGCUGGACACGAAGGAGAGCCUGGGGCUGUUGAUGACUAACGGGGCCAGCAGCACCUGUCGCGCGGAUAGCCUGCGCGGGGAAGAAGAGGGGAUGAAGCUCCUCGCGCAGAGCGACGACGAAGUCUGA
Molecule: messenger RNA, 2211 nt
Organism: Besnoitia besnoiti
Lineage: Eukaryota; Apicomplexa; Conoidasida; Eucoccidiorida; Sarcocystidae
Exons: 11
Coding region: 1-2211 (736 amino acids)
Biological process (GO): protein localization to vacuole
Cellular component (GO): vacuolar membrane
Source: RefSeq, a predicted model, not a curated record